GCCGUACUGCGACAAAUGCAGAUACAUUUACUGGGUCCGCAGUGCGACAAUUUUACUCCGGCGCGCUGGAAGUUUGUGGAGGGAAUGGGAAUGGAUCAGAACCCUUCAGCUCAGGAAGUCACUUUCAGAGCUCUGUGUCGAUAUGUUUUUCUCAACACUAGUAAGGGACAAAUGGUUGCGUUCAGAGCGUUUGACAAGUAUCUACGUCGCAAGUACCCAACGACAUUCAGUUGCAAGCUAAGCUUCCAGCAAUUACGCCAGGGUAUGGUUGCAAUAUCAAGAACGUACGUGAACAAGAAUGUGACCACGGACCUGUACGAAUCGAUGGUACAAGAGAUUAUGUUUGGCCAUGCAGCAAAGACAAGUCUUCAGAACUAUGGAGUGGAUAGUUUUUCGUUGAGGUCUGUGAGCGGAACAACCGCAACCUACCUCCAAAGCCGCGCGUCCACCGAGUGGCUGGAAUGGAUAGGGUUUGAGCGGAUAACGAAAGUAGAAAAACCAAACAAAAUGCUAGAUGGGGUGCCUCGUUCGGUUCCCAUUAGAUGUCCUGACGACCUGAACACAGCCGGAAAAGAAGUGUAUGGAGACGAUUUCCGGUUUCGUAAAGGACAGUUUUCCGUGUGCGUAGAGAUGUACUUGUCAAACGUGCCCUCGCUCGCCAUAAUUGCCCCACCUGGGUACGGUAAGACGGUACUAUAUCAAGUGCCCAUGAAGGCGCUGCAAGCGAAGCCUGAUGUAAAGUACGUUUCCUUUGUGUGUGUUCCAUACACUGUGUUGGAAGCGGGAACACUAACGCGGAUGAGAAACGGGGGACUGCUAGCCAACAGUAUCAAGUUCUUUCUUGAGCGGGGUCAUGACGGUAUCUCUGACGUAUUCAUAGGAACAUACAACGACGUUGCGAGCAAUGAGUUUGCUUUACAGAUUCGAGGGGUGGGAGUCCAUCUAUGGAUCGAGCCAGCAAGCGUCCACUCCACGCCUGGGGUAUCUUGUGAUUGACGAGUAUCACAACAUUGAGACCGAGGAGUAUAGACGAGAGACGUUUGAGCCCAUGAAAAAUGUAAACUUUAACAAGUUUGAAAAGGUGGUCUUUCUCAGCGCCACUGCGACAGAAUGGGAUAAUAGUAGGGCUGCGAUGUGCCGGUUGGGAUUCCCGGGGGUGCUUGAGGAUGGAGAGCACUUGGUUGCGGAGUGUGGCGAAAGUACGGCGUUGAUGAUGGAUUUCAAGACGAAGGUUAUCGACUUGGUGGACAAACCGCCGCUCGGCCAUAUCUAUAAGGAUAUAGUAACUUCCAAGAACUCGCCCAAGGAAGCCUUGGAACUACUAAAGAGUCUAUUUGCCCUUGAGCCGCAUGCCAAGGCUAUUGUAGCAGUGGGCCGCAGGGCCCUGGUGGAGGAGCUUGCAAUUGAGUGGAACAGAUAUUUCAACAUUCUUUGGAUCCACGGAGACUUGUCAUCGGAGGAAAAGACACGGCGAACACAAAGGUUUAUCAACGACGGGGGUAUGCGUGUACUCAUUGGAACAAAGCUUGUGUCCGAGGGAAUCGACGUUAAGGAGUUGCGAAUGGUUCUCAUUGUCGACUAUCUUCCACAGAUUGGAGAGUACAUCCAGUGCGCUGGGCGGUUGCGUUCCAACGGGUUCUGUUCACUGGUUUUGAAUAGCGACGAGCUGCCGUCACCAAGACAAAGGGAAGGGGAUGGUUCGAUGACAUUGGACUGUAUAACGUCACAGAUCCGCCAGUUCUAUGGGUUGUCGAAGCCUCACCCGAACAUAUUGGUUGCUGUGAUAGAAUGGACGGCCUGGAGGCGGAUACAUGCGAUCUAUUUCGAAGGGUCAAGCUGGGAGUGUCUAAACGACCCUCCGAUGACCUUGCUGAUGAAACACAACCCACAAGAAGAGAUAUUAACAUCCAGCGAGAAAAGGCGUUUCUGCGAAGGCGAUUCUACGGAGUUAAUGGGUAUACCACAGUGUUUCAGUACUUGCAGAUGGGUACCGAACAAAUCAAACAUCUUAUACUGUACGGGGUGGAUAUCAAGUUUCUUCCACCGGGUGUGUUCCAGACCCGCGAUACCUGUUAUGGAUGCGAGCGGUAUCCCGAUGUGUGUUUGUGUCUGAACAACGGGCCCAAGUUGUCUCUUCGUGGUCUGGCAGUUGAGGCGCUAGCGUUCAAGAGAAUGAUAUAUUCGGACAGCGAUUACCGUAUGGUUAUAGACAAGAUAGUUCACACUCAACUGGACCUGGUUGCGUUCCUUAAGGAUUUUGACGAGCGAAAGGGGGAGCUGAUGGUGCGAUUCCGUAUGAAGUAUGCAAGUUACCUGGAGCUGCUAUCGUCGGGAAAGGUACUGAAGAUGAGUAGGGACGCGGCGUUGCGGGAGUACCGUUUGUACUCUGGAUUAGAAAUAAAGAGAAAAUACUUUGAGUUGUGGGACAAUCUCUGCGAGAGGCAGAUGAGUAUAUUGGAGUAUUUUGGAAAACAUGAGGAGAAGAAAAGCGCCGAGCUGUGGAGUGGGAACAAUUUCGAGGCGGUUAUCGAGAAUGAGAAUAGCGCUUGGGAGCUGCGGCGGACGGGACCUCUAGCGUAUGUUGGGCCUGAGUAUAUAUCUGCGCAGUUUGGAUAUCGUGCGCAGGAAAUCAAGAAGUAUGCGUACAGAAUGUCAUGUGAGAUGGAGCAGAGAGAAUCGUUGGGAUAUGACGGUAGCAAGACGCCGAGAUGGGAAUUAUACCUGAUGAUGCAGAUCGGGUUGUUUAACAAUGAGACGUUUCGACGAAAUUUCAUUGGGAGGUGCGGGAGGUCCCUGAAGUGA
This is a messenger RNA of Lachancea fermentati, 2802 nucleotides long. Lineage: Eukaryota; Fungi; Ascomycota; Saccharomycetes; Saccharomycetales; Saccharomycetaceae. The record is from the annotation of a GenBank genome assembly.